CGCGGCCUGCAGGGACUCGUUGGCGGGCGCCGGCCGGGCGCGGUGACGUCAGGGCGGAAGCGCUCGCUGCGUGAGGCGGCCCGAAGCCGGCGGUCACGGGAGUCUCCGGCGCGCCGAGGACGCUGGGUUAGUUUCGCUCCGGGUUCCGGCUGCGUUGGGCGUGCGUGCGGCUCGCGAAGACUAUGGCGUCCGGGCCUCACCCGACCUCGACCGCGGCCGCCGCCGCCUCGGCCUCGGCCGUGCCCAGCGCCGGCGGCUCCAGCUCCGGGACCGCGACCACGACGACGACCACGACGGGCGGCAUCCUGAUCGGCGACCGCCUCUACUCGGAAGUUUCGCUCACCAUCGACCACUCGCUGAUCCCGGAGGAGAGGCUGUCGCCCACCCCGUCGAUGCAGGACGGGCUCGACCUGCCCAGCGAGACGGACUUGCGCAUCCUGGGCUGCGAGCUCAUCCAGGCCGCCGGCAUCCUCCUGCGGCUGCCGCAGGUGGCGAUGGCGACGGGGCAGGUGUUGUUUCAUCGUUUUUUCUACUCCAAGUCUUUUGUCAAACACAGUUUCGAGAUUGUUGCCAUGGCUUGUAUUAAUCUUGCAUCUAAAAUCGAAGAAGCACCUAGACGGAUAAGGGAUGUGAUUAAUGUAUUCCACCACCUACGGCAGUUAAGAGGAAAAAGGACUCCAAGCCCCCUGAUCCUUGAUCAGAACUACAUUAACACCAAAAAUCAAGUUAUCAAGGCAGAGAGGAGGGUGCUAAAGGAGUUGGGAUUUUGUGUUCAUGUCAAGCAUCCCCAUAAGAUCAUUGUUAUGUAUUUACAAGUCUUAGAAUGUGAACGUAAUCAAACCCUGGUUCAAACUGCCUGGAAUUACAUGAAUGACAGUCUUCGCACCAAUGUGUUUGUUCGGUUCCAACCCGAGACAAUAGCAUGCGCAUGCAUCUACCUUGCAGCUAGAGCCCUUCAGAUUCCACUGCCAACCCGUCCCCAUUGGUUCCUUCUUUUUGGCACUACGGAGGAGGAGAUCCAGGAAAUCUGCAUAGAAACACUUCGGCUUUACACCAGGAAAAAGCCAAACUAUGAAUUGCUGGAAAAAGAAGUAGAAAAAAGAAAAGUAGCCUUACAAGAAGCCAAAUUGAAAGCCAAAGGGUUAAAUCCUGAUGGAACUCCUGCCCUUUCAACCCUUGGUGGAUUUUCUCCAGCUUCUAAACCAUCAUCACCGAGAGAAAUAAAAACCGAAGAAAAGUCUCCAGUCUCUGUUAAUGUGAAAACAGUGAAGAAGGAGCCUGAGGACAGGCAACAGGCCUCCAAAAGCCCUUACAAUGGUGUAAGAAAAGAAAGCAAGAGAAGUAGAAAUAGCAGAAGUGCAAGUCGAUCAAGGUCAAGAACUCGAUCAAGGUCUAGAUCACACACUCCACGAAGACAUUAUAACAAUAGGCGGAGUCGAUCUGGAACAUACAGCUCGAGAUCAAGAAGCAGGUCCCGCAGUCACAGUGAAAGCCCUCGAAGACAUCAUAAUCAUGGUUCUCCUCACCUUAAGGCCAAGCAUGCCAGAGAUGAUCUAAAAAGUUCAAAUAGACAUGGUCAUAAGAGGAAAAAAUCUCGUUCCCGAUCUCAGAGCAAGUCUCGGGAUCACUCAGAUGCUGCCAAGAAACACAGGCACGAAAGGGGACACCAUAGGGACAGGCGAGAGAGGUCGCGCUCCUUCGAGCGGCCUCACAAAGGCAAGCACCAUGGGAGCAGCCGCUCGGGACACGGCAGGCACAGGCGCUGACGCCCGCCCCCGAGGAGCC
Ochotona princeps (American pika) is the source of this 1785-nucleotide messenger RNA. RefSeq names its product cyclin L1 (gene CCNL1). Gene Ontology annotation, biological process: regulation of transcription by RNA polymerase II. Gene Ontology annotation, cellular component: nucleus. The transcript is spliced from 11 exons. The coding region runs from base 183 to 1766 and encodes 527 amino acids. NCBI's taxonomy places the organism in Eukaryota, Metazoa, Chordata, Mammalia, Lagomorpha, Ochotonidae. The record is from RefSeq and is a predicted model, not a curated record. Gene Ontology annotation, molecular function: cyclin-dependent protein serine/threonine kinase regulator activity.